Hyposmocoma kahamanoa is the source of this 612-nucleotide messenger RNA. RefSeq lists its product as uncharacterized. The coding region runs from base 1 to 612 and encodes 203 amino acids. The transcript is spliced from 2 exons. The record is from RefSeq and is a predicted model, not a curated record. Lineage: Eukaryota; Metazoa; Arthropoda; Insecta; Lepidoptera; Cosmopterigidae.
AUGGGCGAUUUUAAUACCGACCUCAUGAAAAACAGCAUGAGAGCUCGUUCUUUGAAAGCAGUGAUUGAAUCUGUAGCUCUAACCGUUCUACCUCUUGAGCCUACUCAUCACAACGUAGACGCGUCGGAUACCUGGCUAGAUCUUAUACUUGCCUCCUCUAUUGAUCACGUGGGCAAGGCUGGACAAUUUUUGGCACCAGGUUUUUCACGUCAUGACCUCAUUUACUUGAGCUACAAAAUUAAGCCACUUAAGGCUCAGCCUGUUACAAUUGAACUACGUAGUUUCGCGAGACUUGACAUGGAAGUGUUAAAAAAGGACGCGCAGGCUUUUGAUUGGGGCCCUACGUUGUCAGCAUCAACAGUCGAUGAGGCGGUGUUUUCACUAAACUCCGCAGUUCUGAAACUUUUUGACACUCACGCGCCAAUUCGAUCUGUCAAACUUAAGCGCCCUCCUGCGCCGUGGAUAACUCGAGCAGUCCGUAUUGCAAUGACAAGACGAGAUCGUGCGUUUAGGAAAUACAAACGCGACCGAUGUGAGGAAAAUUGGCUCUGUUUUAAAGCAGCAAGAAAUAGGUGUAAUCAGAUGAGAGAAAAACAACUAAAAUUAAAAUAA